This is a messenger RNA of Artibeus jamaicensis (Jamaican fruit-eating bat), 1428 nucleotides long. RefSeq names its product translation initiation factor IF-2-like. NCBI's taxonomy places the organism in Eukaryota, Metazoa, Chordata, Mammalia, Chiroptera, Phyllostomidae. The record is from RefSeq and is a predicted model, not a curated record. The transcript is spliced from 4 exons. Bases 1 to 657 code for a protein of 218 amino acids.
AUGGAAACGGCUGCCACGGGGCCCUCUUCCCAUUCAGUCGGCCCGGAAUUCUAUCCAGAGGAAGUGGCAGCACCAGAGCCACCAGCCACAGCAGAAUUGUGGCUUUUGAAGCAGCUUGAAACAGAAGGGAAGUGUCUCACGUCUGCCUUUCUGCCGGUGAACGGAAGGCCUGUUCCUGGAGAAAGCGAGCCACGCCCCGCCACAGCCUGUCCAGCACCCCCCGCCCCGGCCCAGGCAGCGCCCGAGGGGCAGCCCGCCUGCUGCGGCUGCGGAGGGGAAGCCCCCAGGCCGCGCGCCCCUCACCCGCAGGUGGCCCCGCUCAGUGCCUCGUGGCGGUGGCACGUUGGACUGGGAGUAGGCCCAGGCCCAGGCGGGGCCACGCCCAGAAGCGGGGCUCCAAGGGGAGCAGCGGAACCAGGCCAGAACCAGGCCAAAACCAGGCGGGGGUUGCUGGGCCUCCGCACGUGCUCCUCCAGCACGAGGGUCUCAGCAGAGUCAGACAACACCCAGGCGUCCUCAAGCUUUCCAGAGAAAAUGAGACUGGGAAAGGAGGCUGCCAGUUUCAGCUGGCUGGGGCCAGGGACCUGCACGUGGCACUUCUGCGUCUGCUAUUGCUCAAAGGAAGCUGCUAUAUUGAGAUCAGUUUUUAUUUACUGAGUGCUCACCAGCGCCGGGCACAGUGAUGUGAGACCUUCCCAACGGUUCUGCGAUAGCUGUGUUGCCCCCACUUCACAUACUGAGGCUGAACUGGCCCGAGGCCGUCUGCUGUGUGUGAGUCCGGCCUGCAACACAGGCAGUGUGUGUGCGCGGAUGGCUUUCAGAGUGUCCACCCUGUGUCACCUUCUCCUUCCUCAAAAUACUUGGGCAGCUGUCAACUCAUCAGAUCUUCACUGAGACCAAGGAAUGCUUCUCCUGCAUUUGACAGUCUGAGGAGACCUCAGAGACGUCGUGCAACUUGCCUAAAGUCACCGAGGCGGGCCUGUCUGCCUCCGAAGGCCAUGAAUUUGACCACGCAGCUCUGCUGCCUUCCGCUAAGCGAGUGGGGUUCUGCGUGUUUGCCCCUUUCUGCAGUUGGUGAAUUCCACUGGGGCUGAGACUGAGCAAGCUUCUCCGCACCUAUUCUCAUAAGUAGGUGCUUGAAUGAAGGUCAUAAAGGUAAAGGGAACCUUCAACACUAGGAAGCUAUUAAACACCACAUACAUUUAUUUUGUGUUUAUAUACAAUAUGUUGACAUGGAAAAGUUUAUAGUAAGGUAAAAAAAACGAGUUACAAACAUGAUAUAUAACCCCAUUUAGAAAACAUGGCAUAUUCAUAGUUACAGAGUUAGAAAAAUAAAAUCACUUUCAGCGUUUCUUAUGAUCUCUUAGUGGUGAGAUGAUGGAUGGUUUUGUUUUAUCCUUUUUGCUCAACCUGGUUUGUGGCAUUGCA